UUUAAUAUCUAUGUUUAAUGUUUGGAAGUAUGUAUGUAUUUAAGGAUAAAUGCGAUAUUAUAUUCCGUUGUCAAAAAUGGAUUGGAGUUUAUUGAGUUGGAAAUAUUUAACUACUAGCAUUUGAAUAUAUACACGAAUAUUCAUAUGCUAGAUUUGGAUUUCAACACAAUAUCACUGGUAGUCAAGAAUGUAGGGUAACAUGUUUAGGUGUAGAAUAGCUUGGAAUAUGUUUGAUAUAACUUCCAAGAUGCAACAGUGGGUUUAAAGGACCAAAAAAAACAAAAUCUUCAAAAAAACAAAUGCGUCGCAAAUUAAUUGGAUUCCAACAUAAGCACAUCAUACGAAGAGGAAACGUGUUGGGUGCUUCUUGUAUUUCCAAAAGAUAAGGCACGUAAAUGCCUCUCAAAAUCAACUAACAUGGCGAGCGAUAUAGACCAAGAAAAGUGUGGCAAGCAUGGAUCUGAAUAUGUGUUCUUUUGUAAAAAGCAUGCAAAUGUAGGUUGUGGCAAAUGUCAUUUGAAAGAACACGCUACCUGUGGACAAGACAUUGUUGAUCUUGAUGAUAUUACAAAGGAAAAUGUAGAUACUAAACUGGCUAACCGCCUUAGGAGAUCCAUAACAGACAUGAGCGAUAAUAUUUUACAAAUCGAAGAAAACUUGUCAGGAAGUCAGUCCCGUAAUAAAACUAGCAAAGAAGCCUGCUUAAGAGAACUGAAUGCUUACAAGAAAAAAAUAGUAGAUCGAAUUGAAAAACAAACAAAAAAUGCUAAAGAUGCGGUGACUGACAUGUACAACAAAGGUGAAGAAGACAUAAAAAUUGUCUCAGCGGCAUGUAGUGAACUAAAACAGAAAAUUACAUCGAAAAAAACUGAUUUCGAGGCUAGUAUUCGCAACAAUCAAUACAAAAAGCAAUAUAUUUUGAUGACGACGCUGAAAAAAGAACUUGAAACAUUGACAUCUGAAGUAGAGGAGCUAAAACAACGAAGUAUUACAGAGCCAAUUACAUUGGUUUGCAACAUCGAUGUGGAAAAAUGGUUUGAGGACAAAGGAUCAGACUUUAUUGUAAAAAGAGCAAGUGACCGUCUCGAUGCAAAUGAGUCAAAGCCUCCGCCGCUUCCUCCCAGACCAAUUCGUUAUAAUCCAGCGCUCGAGUGUUCCAGUGACAUUGAUGGUAAACCGGACUGUGGGGAAAUCAGAUUGGAUGAAAUUGUAUCGUGCGUACGGAUUGGACAGGGACAUUUCAACGAUUUCGCUAAAGUCUUCAAGGGAUUUUGUAAGCCAAUGAACGUAAAUGUAGUUGUCAAAGUGUACAAACGCAAAUGUACGGAUAGCAUGCGGCAAGCCUUUGCAACGCAUAUGGCAGCGCUGCGAACAUUGGAUCACCCAAACCUUGUCAAAUACCUUGGCAUUGUCUUUGAGUCACAGCCAAUUGGAAUUGUCAUGGAGUAUGUUUCAGCAGGGCAGUGUCUUCUUGAUAACCUUCGUUCGAUCAACAACAAACAAACAACGAUAGAAGCCGCCAGGAUGUGUUUAGACAUUGCUACCGGCAUGGAAUAUUUGAUCGCUCAUGGAUGCUCACACAAGACUCUCGCAGCCAGAAACUGUUUCAUAACAAACGAUUGCGUUGUAAAGAUAUCGGAUUACGGCAUUUACGGUGUUGCAACGAGUUUGACUGAUAAACUACCCUCGGGUCCAGACAAUACAAGAAAAGGAGAACGACCGACAGAGGAGUCGAAUGUCUGGAGCUACGGAGUGGUAAUAUGGGAAAUCUUUUCUAGGGGAGCCAAGCCCAAUUUCGAACGCUAUUUUAGGAACAAGGAGUUUCUGCCAGUUUCAAGAAGUAUACCUGACAGCAUCUAUCACCUCAUGAAGCGCUGCUGUGCUUUCGAUUCUAAGGAGAGGUUUCUAUUCACAGACAUCCUUAGACAGCUUCGCCGACUUAUCGAAAAUCCCCCAUCCACAGAGAAAUGGAAUUAAUCAGUAACAUUAAAGUAUGCGUUUGUGUUAGUACAUCGAUCUUCAGAAGUAUAAUGCACGCAUUCAUGCACUUUCACUAGUUAUUUAACUAUUUGUUUCACAUCGAAUAGUGACGAAGUUCUUUCGAUAAUAUGUUUAACCCUUUCAUUGACACAGAUAGUCGUCUUUCUUGAAAAAAGGCUAGCACUGACUAGCUUUUGUUUGAAUUGAUAUUGUUGUGAUCUACCUUCACCGUGAUAAAAAUGAGUUUUUAGAUGAUAUCUGGAUUGCAAAAGACUUCUGUCUGUUUUCAAAUAUGGGCAAUAUGUUGAGUGGGGUACCUAUUUUACCUAACAUAGCUCAUCGAUAUGUAUUGGUAUUCAGUUUAAAAUCAGUUAGCAAGUAUCAUAUUUUUAUCAUGUUUGUAUACGUUUGCUUUUCGGAUGUACUUGUCUAAACAUUAAAUUGCUAUUUAAACUGUAAAAUCCAUUAUAAAGUUGAAGCAAUAUUUUGUUUAUAUUGAAAGAAACUUGAUGUUAUUAUUUAUGCAAACAAAGACAUAGUUAUACAUAAAAAUAAAAUUGCAUGUGUUAUUCAAAACGGAUUUUUCUUAAUUUGAUAAAAAACGUGCCUUGGUUGCCGUUUGUGAAAUAGUGUGCAAUCGGCAUGCCUUAAUGUCAUAUAUCAGCUUAAUUUAGAUGUGGUGUUGUACGUAUACUGAUUGAGAUUGCCUUGAUAAAUGUUUACCUUAAAUCAACGUUGCUGUUUUUUCUGUAAACAGAGACAUGUAAUAAUAGAUGGAAUGCAUGCACUACUUGAUUGUAUUAAUGUAUUUAUGUACAGUGAUUUUUUAUCUGAAUUUCAUGUACCUUGCUGUAAAUGGCAAUAUUUAGAGUAUUUUUUCUCAAAUAGUAACUUGUCAAGGAUUAAGCCCAAACCUGCUUUUUAAUUCUGCAAAUGAGUGAUUUUCGUCUGGGUAAAUAGUUUAUAAAGUGUAACACAUUUGUAACACAAUGUUAUUUUGUUUAAUUUCUUAUUUCCUGUAUUGAACUAGAUUACCAUCAUCACUUUAUAAAAUGGUAAUAUACAUGUCUGAUAAUCUGCUUACUAAAAAGAUUAAUUGUUGAUGAUACCUGGUAGCUUAGACCAUAUUUUACUUGAGCACAUUUAGUGCACCUUUAAAACAGUGUUCAGAUUUUACUCAUUUAUGUUUUAUUUCCGCAUUUUAAGCAUAAUCAUGAUAUAAAUGUGUUACGAUACCCAACAUAAUCCCACAUUUUGUUGUAUUAUAUGAUAUAUGAUAGUAAAUUAGGAAUUGUGUUAACAAUUUGAUGUAUAUAUUUAUAUACUCUCUUAUAACUAAUUUACAAUGGCCAUGUGUGUAUAUAUCUCGUGUUGAAUGUGUCAAAUGUAUAUCCUUGUUUUCUCUGUACAUGGAUGAGGCUUUAAUAAACAGAAAUUAA
Mya arenaria is the source of this 3419-nucleotide messenger RNA. Its product is annotated as ephrin type-B receptor 2-like. Bases 418 to 1977 code for a protein of 519 amino acids. Lineage: Eukaryota; Metazoa; Mollusca; Bivalvia; Myida; Myidae. Gene Ontology annotation, molecular function: ATP binding; protein tyrosine kinase activity. The transcript has 10 exons. Gene Ontology annotation, biological process: protein phosphorylation. The record is from RefSeq and is a predicted model, not a curated record.